Molecule: messenger RNA, 4291 nt
Organism: Athalia rosae (coleseed sawfly)
Lineage: Eukaryota; Metazoa; Arthropoda; Insecta; Hymenoptera; Athaliidae
Gene: drpr
Product: protein draper
Exons: 18
Coding region: 539-3580 (1013 amino acids)
Molecular function (GO): zinc ion binding; protein binding; scavenger receptor activity
Source: RefSeq, a predicted model, not a curated record
UACAAUGAGAAACGCUGCUGUAAGAGCGUCAAGCAAACACGGUAAAUUGCGCGCGUGAUCCACUCUCGAGAAAAAAUUUUUGAGAAAAUAAAAUAAUCAAAGAAAAGAAGAACUUUUUCAACCGGAGUGAAAAUUUUUUUUUUGGAUUUUCAUCAGUUCGUCGAAUUAAUUUUUUUGUUUGAGUACCUUCAGUUCACGUUCGGUUUCGAUCGAUCGUUCGCCGACGGUGAUCCGAGGAAUUCGAUUGAGUGAAAAUUUCUGAAAAUCGUUCGGUCAGAAAAUUGAAAGAUAAAUUUUCGUUGUGUUUGUGGGAUUACUUCUGGCGAAUAUGCGAUAGCGACGUGCCGAACCGUCGACUGGAUCAUCACGCUCUGAAAAUCGCUCAAUUUCUAGCAUGCAAAAUGCGCAGCGCUGAGAGAAUGCUAAUAGUCUGCGUAGAGUCGUCGUGAAAUUUAUGGGAGAGAAAAAAGAAUAACAGAAAAACAAAUAGGAACGAACUGAUGAUAUCAACGUCAAACGCGUUAACAAAGGAACGAAAAUGACGGGGACAACGGCAGCCGGGAUCCUUCUCACCACCUUGACAUUUCUGUCCCUCGCCAACGUCGCUCGUACCCUCGAAGGACCCAACGUCUGCGUUAAACAGGAAUCGUACACCGUCACAGUCAGGAUAUCGGAGAACAAACCUUACCAAGUAAGGGAGUACACGUGGUGCCUGAAUUUUCCACCAAGGUGCUCCAAGUACAAAAUAAACUUCAAGCCGGUAUUCACCACUCAGACGCUGCUGAAAUAUCGUCCGGUCGAAGAGUGCUGCAAAGGUUACACGAAAAGUAAUACGGAGGAUCGUUGCAUUCCGGUGUGUUCGGAAACCUGUCUUCACGGGACUUGCGUAGCUCCGGACAAAUGCAAAUGCGAAUCGGGAUACGGCGGACCAUCGUGUGACAUCACGUGUCCGGCUGGAUACUGGGGUCGUCAUUGCAAAAACGAAUGCAUGUGCCAGAACGGUGGUAAUUGCGAUCCGUUCAACGGAGAUUGCAAAUGCACCAGGGGUUGGAUGGGAAAAUAUUGCGAUCAAUCCUGUCCGCCCGAUCACUACGGUCAAGAUUGCGGCGAGGAGUGUCGAUGCAGAAACGGCGGCAGUUGUCAUCACAUAUCCGGCGAAUGUCAUUGCGCCCCCGGCUUCACCGGACCUCUGUGCGACUUCUCUUGCCCGACGGGAAAACACGGUGACGAAUGCAAGUCGGAAUGCAGAUGUCAGAACGACGGCUCGUGCAGUCCGACCACCGGACAGUGUUUCUGCACACCCGGAUGGACGGGUACCGUGUGCGCCAAUCGAUGUCCCGACGGUCACUGGGGUGAAAAUUGCUCGUUGACCUGCGACUGUUACAACGGAGCUUCCUGCCAUCACAUAACCGGCGAAUGUCACUGCAAGCCUGGUUUCAGAGGAGAAAGGUGUCUGGACACAUGUUCGGACGGAAAGUACGGCUUGAACUGCGAAAGCGAUUGCGAGUGCGCCAACGACGCCACGUGUUCGUCCAUCGAUGGUUCCUGCAACUGCAAGUCCGGAUGGAAGGGAGACCUGUGCGACAAAAGGGCAUGUCCCGACGGUCUUUACGGGCCGACUUGUUCGAACGUCUGCCACUGCGACGAACGCAACACGGAACUAUGUCACCCCUUCGACGGCAAAUGCACCUGCAAACCGGGAUGGGACGGGGCGACUUGCUCGCGAACCUGUCCGAUCUACACGUACGGCAAGGGUUGUUCGCAGCAGUGCAAUUGCAAGAACAGCGCCCAGUGCUCGCCGGUAAACGGGACGUGCACCUGCGCUCCCGGUUUCAGGGGGGAGAAUUGCAGCGAACUUUGUCCGGCCGGUACUUUCGGCGAGGACUGCGCUCAGAGGUGCGCCUGCAAGAACGGUGCCACCUGUUCGCCGGAGAACGGAAAAUGCAAUUGCACGGAAGGAUGGGACGGUUCGCUUUGCGAUCGGCCGUGCGCCGACAAAUUUUACGGUAAGGGAUGCAAGGACGAGUGCAAAUGCCUGAACAACGCGGCUUGCAAUCCACAGAACGGCACGUGCACUUGUGCGGCUGGUUUCAUCGGUGAACUGUGUCGGGAGAAAUGUCCCCACGGAUUUUUCGGACACGAUUGCACUGGGAUAUGCGAUUGUCACGAUGAGAAUAGCUUGGGAUGUGAUCCCCAGACCGGAAGAUGCGAGUGCAAAGAUCAAUGGCGAGGAAUACGAUGCGAGACGCAAUGUCCAGCUGGUAAAUUUGGGAACGACUGUCACUCCCAGUGCGAGUGCAUGAACAAUAGCUCUUGCGAUCCAGAAACUGGAAAUUGCGUUUGUUCGAGAGGUUGGGAGGGUGAUAAUUGCUCGCAACCCUGCAACGAGGGUUAUUACGGUGUUGCCUGUAAGGAAAAAUGCCCGGAGAGAACCUACGGCAACAUGACGUGCGAUCACGUCACCGGUCAGUACGUCUGUCGUCCCGGUUACCUCGGUAUAACUUGCGAACAUCCUUGUCCGCCGGACAGAUACGGUUUGAACUGCGCCAAUCGUUGCAGCUGUAAAAACGGCGCCGAUUGUCAUCAUGUGACUGGUGUCUGCCACUGCCUACCGGGUUGGCAAGGUCAGAACUGCACGCUUCCUUGCCCUCCCAGGAUGUACGGUGUCAAUUGCACGCAACACUGCAAAUGUCAGAACGGCGGUGAGUGCAGGAAAAAUGACGGAGUGUGCAAAUGUCCGGCCGGCUGGAUAGGGACGCAGUGCACGGAACUCUGUCCCGAAGGAUACUACGGGGAUCAUUGCAUGGAACCCUGCGAAUGCACCAACGAAAAUUCCGUCUGUCAUCCGACGGAGGGUUGCAUAUGCAGUCACGGUUACACAGGAGAGAAUUGCGACAAGCAAUUAUUCGCCCCGAAGGUACAGGAGAAGGAAGAAGCCGGUUACGGUAGCGUGGUCGCGGGGGUUGCGGUGGCUCUGAUUUUCAUCGCUAUAAUAUUCACCAUCUGGAUGUACUACCGGAGAAGAGUGGCUAAUUUGAAAACGGAAAUUGCCCAAGUACACUACAUAGCCGAACCGGUAACCACCCCAGAUCGAAAUCACUUCGACAACCCUGUUUACUCUUACCAAGAAUCCGUGAAAGCUGACGACGGUACGGCAACCUUGUUGAACAACGUACAGAUAAGAAACGACCUUGGAAUGAAAAACGUAAACAACGAACGCGCCAAACUCGGCACGGUAAUAGCGGGCGUCGGUGAGGACGACGACGACAGUUGCAAAGAUUCGUACGGUCUUCAAUACAACCACGCGGCGUCUCUGAAGAAUAAAGACGCGGAUCUCGGUAACCCCAACGUGAACGUUUAUCACAGUAUCGAUGAAAUGGACGGUAAGAAAGCUUCGGAACACGUCUACGACGAGAUCAAACAGAAGAACGCUGAUUUGGAAUACGAUCAUCUCGAUUACACGAGACCGGCGAGCACCUGGAAACCCCAUUAUCAAAGGAUGGUCAACGGCUUCGGACCGAAAGACGGAAGUGGUCCGAGUAAAUCUCGUGAUCCAGAUCCGGAAGCUGGAGGAUCGUGAAGUGAGUCAAUGUAAAUUAUGUUAUCGGGAUUGUCGAGCGUGGGAGAUUUGGAAAAGAAAAAAAAAAAAAACAAAUUGAAGACAAACCACUUCACGAUUAUUGUACAGCUUUGUGCCGAAAUGAUAUUCGGCGGGCUGAGUGAUAAUUGUAUAUUUGCAAUAUCAGUAUUCGAGAAAAAAAAAACAAAAAAAAAAUUAUGGGAUAUGGAUUAGAAUUAGCCGGUCCAAAAAUUACUAAACAAAAAAAUUGCAAUCUGAAAAUUAUAUAUAUAUAUACAUACAUAUUUCUAGAAAUCUGAUUUUUAAUUUUAAGGGAAUUUGGUAGAAUAUCAAAGUAGCCGAUAGGAAAUUUUGAAAAAAUCGUGAAUCAUAUCGUUGAAGUCGGAUUAUGAAUUGGAAGAAGACGAUUAAUUACUAUCGAAGUAAAAACGAUAGACAGUAAUCGUAAAUGUAUAAUCUCACCGAUUUCGCGAUUGAUCAUUCUGUCGCUAAAAAUCGUGCUACGUAAUAAUAUAAUUUUUGACUGACUAUUUGGAAAAAAAAAAAAAAAAAGAUUAUUUUCCUCCAAUCUUCAGCUAUGUAACGUUUAAAUCGUGAAUAUUAAUACGAUGUAUAAUUAUUGAGAAUAGUAUCUUCGUUGAAAUUAUAUCGAGCGUUUAGGUUUAAGUCUAAUUAUAGUUUUUUGAAUAAAACAAAAAAAAAAAAAAAAAA